CGCGCGGGGCGGGCUCGCGAGGUAAACAAGAUGGUGGCCGCCCGGUAACGCAGUUGCGGCUGGCAACUCUUCUGGGAGUGUUGUAGGCGCGCGCCGGCGUACCUGCGCACCAAGAGUCGGAACGGGUGGAGUGCGGACCUUAGUGAGAGCUGGUCUGAGGCGCGUCGCUCGCGGGACGGUUGACUCCGGCGCGAGAGAGGAAGAAAUAGGAGCAGUGAGUGAACGUCGACGAUUCGCUUCGAGCAGAAAAAGCUGCUGUUUGCUGUCUCGCUUCGCCAUUUGAUAGAGGUCCUGUGAUGCCUGAACAAUGAAUGAAUGAAUGAAGCAAUGGAAGACCAGGGGGUUAGAGAUGAACUGUCUAAUACUGCUUGAAUUUCUGAUAAAAAUCAGGCAGUAAGCAAAUCGAUGAUGUUGAACCAAAACAUAAACAAGGGCUGUCUGUCUGGUGUGUUUUUUUGCGUUGCACAUGUCAUGUAUCUGUCCUGGAUUAGGUUGCAUGGCCACUUCAAUAUGGUGCAGAGAUUGCUGAGAGCGGGAUGGAUUUUGCCAAUCACUUUUUCAAACUGUCAGAAUCUACCGGAGAUUUACAUACACACACACACACAGCCGCAUUCGGCAUUGCCUUUGUCUUGUUGUCCAUCCAGCAAACUCGACUCCUCGCAAUGCAAACAGCACCCUUAGGUCUAGUGAAACACUUGAUUCUUUGACAAGUUUGACAAAAAUAAUGAGAUGUUACUCAUCUGUUGUUAAGUUCUAGGUUUCCAUUUACUUUAUUGUAAUUUUUUCCCUCCUGCCUCGAAUAGAUUAAUAUAACUAAUAACUAUUGUCGUAGGGGCAGAGAUGAGUGCGAAUGACCUUGAAGAGUUUGACUGGUUGGCAGAGAAUGAGCUCGUGGGAACGGUCGCCUUUAUCCAACACGUCAGCUCCACGGAGGUGAUAUAUCAGCCCCGCCGCAAGCGAGCCAAGUUGAUCGGCAAAUACCUUGUGGGGGAUCUUUUGGGUGAGGGCUCUUACGGCAAGGUCAAGGAGAUGCUGGACUCUGAGACCCUGUGCAGGAGAGCAGUGAAAAUCCUCAAGAAGAAGAAGCUGAGGAGGAUCCCCAAUGGAGAGGCUAAUGUUGAAAAAGAAAUCCUGCUGCUACGAAGACUACGACACAAAAACGUGAUAGAGCUGGUGGAUGUUUUGUACAAUGAAGAGAAGCAAAAAAUGUAUAUGGUGAUGGAAUAUUGUGUGUGUGGGAUGCAGGAGAUGUUGGACAGCAUACCAGAAAAACGGUUUCCAGUGUUUCAAGCUCACGGGUACUUCUGCCAGCUCUUAGAUGGCCUUGAAUAUUUGCACAGCCAGGGAAUCGUUCACAAGGACAUUAAGCCAGGGAAUCUACUGCUGACAAAGGACGGCUCGCUAAAAAUCUCUGACCUUGGUGUAGCGGAGGCCCUGCACCCGUUCGCAGAUGACGACACGUGUUACACCAGUCAGGGCUCCCCUGCCUUUCAGCCCCCUGAGAUUGCCAAUGGCCAGGACAAAUUCUCAGGGUUCAAAGUUGACAUUUGGUCUGCUGGUGUCACGCUAUACAACAUUACAACAAGUUUGUAUCCGUUUGAAGGGGACAACAUCUAUAAGCUAUUUGAAAACAUUGGGAAGGGUGACUACAGUAUUCCGGAAGACUGCGGACCCCUUCUUUCAGAUCUUCUCAGAGGAAUGCUUGAACAUGACCCGGUAAAGAGGUUCUCGAUGCAACAUAUCAGACAGCACAACUGGGUGCGUAAGAAACACCCACAGUCAGAAAAUUCAGUGCCCAUCCCCCCAAGUCCAGACACGCAUGACCAGUGGCGCAGCAUGACAGUCGUGCCCUACUUGGAGGACCUGCAUGGCUAUGUGGAGGAAGAGGAUGAGGAGGACAAGUUGCUCGAUGGCCAGGAAAACAUCUACACUAAGGAAGUUGCACUGCCUGGGCAGAACAGGCAACAUCAGCACCGUGGUGACACCAAGGCUGCGUGUCUCAAAGGCACGGAGGCAGGGCGGUUCAGCGUCAAGGCCAGAUUGGAGCGCAGGGCCAGCUCCUCUUCCAACCCCUCCCGGAGGAGCGUUUCGGCUACGAGCAAGAUACACAAACUCUCGGCCUGCAAGCAGCAAUGACCCCAGCGACAUCCUGCUCCCCAGCCAAGUUCACACGCUGCACUGGUGAGUGUCAGGAGCGCAGCGGUAGCAGUCGGAUCAGGGAACGCAAAAGGACAAAAGUCUGCUAUGCACCACGGAUGCUGAGCUUAACCUGUUGUGCACUGUUAAUGCUCAUGAAUGUAACCAUAGGCAAUUAAUCCCUCAGUAAAAAUAGAGUAUGAGUAAAAGCCGAAAACGGCUAACUAAUAAUAAUCAUAGUGAUAUACGUAUAGCCUGGAUUAUUUACUGUAACUCUUAGUCAAUAUAGUAAACAGUCAUCAGUUUAUGAUGUCAUGGCUUAUUGCCAACCUCUAUUGAAGCACAGAUAAAUGGGUUUUCAGUUGCUGCUCCCGAAAGUGUUCUUUAAAGUAGUCAAGGUGAAGCUCUGUGCUCGAUUCACAAUCCGGCAGCUUGAUUUAAAAAGUCAUAUGUGAGAUUUGUAUGGAGGAGAUGGGCACCACUGCCCACAGCUUGCGUGGGGGGUGGCGGAGGAGACCCUGGUCUUGGUUGAGUGAGCAGAGAAUGCUGCCGUGUGGGAGUGUGUGUGGGAGGCUGGAGAGAGCUGCAGCCCUAAUCAGCUUUUCAGGAUUUCCUCUCUUCUUUUUUUUCCCCCCUUCCCCCACAAUCCCCCACAAUCCCUCACAAUCCCCCAAUGGCACCUGCUCAUUCAUGUGGACUCCUCUCCCCAUGAUUCACUCAGUCGCUGGAACAUUCACAGCCUUUUAACAAGUGCCUUCAGCCUGCACUCUUUUUUUUUUAAAAUUUUUUUUAAAGACUGUUACGUUGUGGGUAGCUCUUUUUACAGAAUAUGUGGGCUUGAUGCUUUGCUACUUGUUUUUUGUUUUGUUCACCUUUUUGAUAUUCGGGUUUAUGGAAUUGCUUCUCUUCACUGGAUUUCCAAAUAAUUGUUUACAUUUGUACUUCCCAGCUGUGGGUAGUAGUACUUCUUUUAUUAAUUCCUUUUUCUGGUUGUUGAUCCCAGUUCUGAUGUAACAAAAUAGGUGGAUUUAGAAGCAUGUUUAGAAGAAUAAAACUGGAAUUUCUUCACGUGAUGAUCCGUAUGCACACAUUCCUUACAUAACUCGGGUCAAUUAAUUUUGUGAAACCGCCCUGUGAAAUCCCAUUGUGAAGGUGUUGAAUUAUUGUUUCAAAUAUGUUGCCAAAAAUUAAAAUACCAAAAGAUAUUUUAGUUAAUAUAGAGAAUGGUUACACAAUAUAUUUUACAGUAUUUGUAGCAAAAUUAAUAUUUCUAGAUUUUCUUUUAAUAUUAUAUUCACAUUUCUUCAUUAUCGGUUACUGUUUGUCCAGUGUGUGGUUGUGGAGGUCCGGACCCUACUUCAGUAACAUAGGACAUGAAGCAGGGUCCAUCAUGAAUGGAGGAAUUUUGAGAAUUAUGGAUAAUUACUCUGGAUUUAUCAAUUAUGGAUAAUUGCUAAUGGUUUUCUUAUUGAAGAAGUAUGACUAAAACAGCUGGAUUGACAUUAGGAAGAGACAAAUGUGUAUCUCCCAAAAUGUCUGCUAUAAGAGGCAGUGUCAUUGUAUAGAAUGAAACACCUCUUGUGGAAGAGAAAUGAUUUUAUUUGCCAAAGCGUUCCCACGUACCUCCUCUACUCGUCUCUCUGCACUCGCUUCCUAUAGCUGCCCGAAUCAAAUUCAACACCCUGGUUAUUGUCUACAAAUGCAUCAAUAGAACU
Messenger RNA from Scleropages formosus (Asian bonytongue), 3851 nucleotides. RefSeq names its product serine/threonine-protein kinase STK11-like. Gene Ontology annotation, molecular function: protein kinase activator activity; protein serine/threonine kinase activity; ATP binding. Bases 841 to 2136 code for a protein of 431 amino acids. The record is from RefSeq and is a predicted model, not a curated record. Lineage: Eukaryota; Metazoa; Chordata; Actinopteri; Osteoglossiformes; Osteoglossidae. The transcript is spliced from 10 exons. Gene Ontology annotation, cellular component: cytoplasm. Gene Ontology annotation, biological process: protein phosphorylation; establishment of cell polarity; regulation of cell growth.